This is a messenger RNA of Colletotrichum karsti, 2823 nucleotides long. RefSeq lists its product as uncharacterized. Gene Ontology annotation, molecular function: ATP binding; ATP-dependent DNA damage sensor activity; mismatched DNA binding. The coding region runs from base 1 to 2823 and encodes 940 amino acids. Gene Ontology annotation, cellular component: nucleus. Lineage: Eukaryota; Fungi; Ascomycota; Sordariomycetes; Glomerellales; Glomerellaceae. The record is from RefSeq and is a predicted model, not a curated record. The transcript has 9 exons. Gene Ontology annotation, biological process: reciprocal meiotic recombination; mismatch repair.
AUGGAUCCCUUUCGGCCGCCAGUCUCGAAGUCGGUAGCUUCGUUCCGCACGACACAGACCCGUACGCCAGAGCUGUCCAGAGGGUCAUCGCCGUACUUCUCAAGUUCAUCUCAUCACCCCAUCAUCGACCCUUCCACUUCUACCUACUUCACGCCAUCCCCUGAGUCGUCCUCCUUCCGAGACCACAGGCCAGGCGUGGUACAUACCCCAAGCUACGACUACUACGGCGAGAACAGCCAGACUGGCUACACAAGCGGACCAUCUUCCUAUAACUCUCAGCCCGCCAAGUCUACAGUUUCUCGUGCGAGCACUUCCUGCACCACCCGAACCUCACGGACAUCGCGAACUCCCCUGCCCGAUGGCGAGAAUCACAAGAUCGUCUGCGCUCUGGCUGAGGCGCGUGGGGUGACACCUUCUGUUGGAAUGGCAUCCAUAAACAUAGCCACCGGCGAGGUGAUCCUCAGCCAAAUCUCGGACAGCAGGUUCUUCACUCGAACCAUCCACAAACUUCAGAUCUUGGAGCCAACGAUUGUGUUGAUGGUCAGCUCAAGCUGCCCUCCAAAUCCAAAGUCACGCUUAUACAGCCAUAUCGAGGACAACAUGCCCGGCACCAAGAUCGUUUCUCUUGACAGAAAGCAUUGGUCCGAGACGGAAGGCAUGGAACGUGUCAACACGUUCGCUUUCCGAGAGGACUCGGAAUCGAUCAAGGUGGCUCUCAACGGAAGUUUCUACGCUACUUGCUCAUUUGCCGCUGCCAUGAGCUAUCUGGAAACCCAAUGUGCGUUGCGGAUCUACCACAACUCCCUUCGUGUUCGAUUCCAGCCGUGCGAGGACACGAUGAUGAUCGACGUAUCCACCAUUGUCUCCCUCGAGAUUCUCCAGAACCUACGGAACCCGAAGUCGAAGGAUAGCCUAAUUGGUCUGCUCAGACACACGCGCACUCCUAUGGGCGCCCGAGUGCUUCGGAGCAAUCUCUUACAGCCGAGUACGCUGAAAGACCUUUACCUUGAUCCGAGAUACGAGGCGGUGGAGGAACUUCACAGAUCCCAAGACAUGUUCGUCGAGGUUAGAAGUGCUCUUGGUCCAUUCCCCGACAUUGAGAAGAUGUUGACACAGCUCGUCAUCAUACCAAAUCAACCAUCCGUUGCCGCAACGGAAAUGUCGAUGAACAAUGUUCUGAAAGUCAAAUCAUUCGUUGACGCGAUGUCAGGCCUGUACCAAGCUUUAAGCCCUGCCGUCUCUCCCCUCCUAACGAAGAUACGGGAGCCCUUUCGCCCAGAGAAAAUUGCACCAGUCCGAGAUCUCAUAUACGAGACUAUUCACGAAGACGUCAGAUACGCCAAGAACUCGUUGGAUCUGCGCAACCAGAGGACGUUUGCAGUCAAGCCUGGUGUGAACGGUCUCUUGGAUGUAGCUCGACAAGCCUACAAGGAGAACACUGAGGAAGUUCAGAAUCAUGUAGACCUACUCAAUGCCGAACUUGGCCUCCCUGCCCAGAUACAAUACGACCACAAGCGCGGAUACUCCCUUCGAAUACGGGAAGUCGAGUUCAAUGAUCGUCCGAUCCCACCUGUUCUGGUCAACGUGACAAGGAAACGUGGCAACAUCGAAUGCAUGACGAUACGCCUGAAACAGCUCAAUCAGCGUAUCACGGACUCUGUCUCUGAGGUUGCGAUGCAGUGCGACAAGGUGAUUCAGGAUCUGAUCGACAGCAUCAGGACUGAAAUCACGUCGCUGUAUCGGAUUUGCGAGUCUAUCGCCUUACUUGACAUGCUCGCAUCUUUUGCGCAUGUCAGUUCGAUGAAUGACUGGGUACGGCCGCAGAUAACAGACACAUUAGCACUGAAGAACGCCAGACAUCCCAUCCUGGACAAGAAUCUCAAACAAGAAUACAUACCUAAUGAUUACUACGCAAGCGAUGACUACCGUUUUCAGGUCGUUACGGGUUGCAACAUGAGUGGGAAGUCUACCUACAUCAAAAGUAUCUCCUUGCUACAGAUCAUCGCUCAGAUCGGAUGUUUCGUUCCCGCAGAGAGCGCCAGCUUUCCAGUCAUUCACAGCAUUUUUGCUCGAGUAACCGCCGAUGACAGCAUCGAGGCGAACUUGUCGUCUUUCUCCGUGGAGAUGAGAGAAAUGGCCUUCAUACUCGGAAACGUCGACAACAAGAGCAUGGUCAUCAUAGACGAGUUGGGCCGAGCUACGAGUGCGCGCGAUGGACUCGCAAUUGCCGUGGCGAUGGCCGAGGCACUUGUACAAAGCCGAGCCAAGGUCUGGUUCGCCACUCACUUCUCGCAGCUUGCGGAGGUUCUCAACGACCGCCCUGGAGUGCUGAAUCUCCACCUCGGAAGCCACCUGUCGAACUCGGCCAACGGAGAUCCGAAGAUGACAAUGACCUACAGGGUCGAAACCGGCAAGCUCGAACAGGAACUGUACGGUAUCAUCCUCGCAAAGGCCAUGGGCUUUCCGGAGCGUUUUCUGGAGAAGGCGGAACAAGUUUCUCAGUCUCUCCGCGAGCAGAGAAUGAAGAACAAGCAGAGCUCCGAGGCGAGGAAGGUUCUCAGCGAACGCAAGCUGAUGAUUCAACUGCAUGCGCAGCUGGAGCAAGCCUAUCAAUCCGAGAUGGACGAUUCAGCGCUGCGAAGCUACUUGAAACGUCUCCAGGUCGAGUUUGUGAAUCGGCUAGAGGCCCUUCAUGGUGGUGAUGAGGCGGAAGAGGACAACGUCACUGAAGUGAUGGACGAAGAUGAUGGCGACGCCGAUAUUUAUGAUGACGAGGAUGUUUUCGACACUGUUGAUGUCGAAUCUCUAUCUAUUAGAAGCUGA